Trichomonas vaginalis G3 is the source of this 1962-nucleotide messenger RNA. RefSeq names its product regulation of response to stimulus. Lineage: Eukaryota; Parabasalia; Trichomonadida; Trichomonadidae. The coding region runs from base 1 to 1962 and encodes 653 amino acids. The record is from RefSeq and is a predicted model, not a curated record. The transcript has a single exon.
AUGGGUGCUUCUAUUUUUAAUGAAAUUAUUUGUGACUCUCAAAACAAUUUCUUCUCAGUAGAAGGUGGGGUUCUGUACAAUAAAGCUAAAACAUCAAUCAUAUUAUGCUUCCAAAAAAACUUUACCUCUUUUAUUAUGCCAGAAACAGUUGAAACAAUGAGCAAAGCUGUUUUUGCUGAUCAUUCUAUAGAAAAUAUUACUUUUAAUUCAAAACUCAGAACUAUUCUCGAUUCUUCAUUUGAAAGAUCACAUGUUAUUAAUGUUACUAUUCCAGAUUCAGUGAUAAAAAUUGGAGAUAAUGCAUUUUCUCAAUGCAGAUAUCUCAAUACUGUUGUUAUUGGAAAAGGAAUCACAAUUAUUCCAAUGAGAUGCUUUGUUAGUUCUAGUAUUUCGAAUAUUACUUUUAAUGACAAGAUUACAACUAUCAAAAAUGGAGCAUUUUAUCAAUGCGGUAAUUUAAAAUAUAUGAAACUUCCUAAAAGUCUAAAAUGGAUUGAAGGAAAUUGUUUCCCAUUUGAUGUUUUUCUUGAUUUUCCAGAAGAAGCUCCAUUUUCUUUUGAUAAUCAAAGUUUAUUAUACGAUGGUAACAAAACAAUCAUUUAUAUGCGUUUCAGUGAACUUGAACACUAUGACAUCCCAUCUACAGUUUCUGUUAUUUCAAAUGAUUUGUUUAAAGAUCUUUUGAAACUGAAAACUAUAAAUUUCACAUCGAACUCUAGUUUAACCACGAUUCGAGAUGCAGCUUUUUGGGGAUGCCUCAAUCUUGAAAGUAUUGAUUUUCCAAAUAAACUAACAUAUAUUGCAAAUUAUGCAUUCAGAGCAUGCGCUUCAAUUAAAACUAUUUAUUUCCCAGAUUCUUUAGAAACUAUUAGUGUUUAUGGAUUUCAAUAUUGCAAUCAAUUAAAGGAAGUUCGUUUUGGAAGAAAUAUCAAAUCAAUUGGUAUUGCAUUUUAUGCAUGUGGAAAAUUAGAAACCGUGAUCUUCGAAGGAUCAAAUAGAACAGGUUUAGGGGGUAACUCUUUUAUUUAUUGUUCAAAAUUGAAAACAAUUAUUUUAAGAAAUAUCACUGUGAUCAGUAAUAAUUGUUUUUUAGGUUGUACUUCAUUGCAAACAAUAGAGAUUCCUGAUACGAUUCAAAGUAUAGGUUCAAAUAUAUUUAGAAAUUCAGGUAUCGAAAAUAUCACAUUUUUAGGAAAUCCUUCAAUAUCUAUUAUUCCUUCUCAAGCUUUUAACGGAGCGACAAAACUUCGAUAUAUUAAUUUGCCUAAUUCGAUCCGAGAAAUUGGAACAAAUGCGUUCGACUCUACAAAUAUAACAACAUUCACAGUUCCACAUGAUACAGAAUUAAUCUCAGAUUAUGCAUUCAAAAACUGCAUGAAUCUUGAUACAUUCAUCAUUGGCGAAAACAGUUCAUUCGCAUCACUUGGUUACUUUGUUUUCGAAGGAUGUACAUCACUCCGCCAGUUUGUUUGCAAUGACAGCAUGUACUUCACAGUAGAUAACUACGCUCUUUUCGACAAGAAUAAAACAAUAAUCGUCUGCUUCCCUCCUGCAUCUCCAUGCAAAUUCUUCUACGUCCCAUCCACUAUUCGUAAUAUCUCAGCCGGUGCAUUCCUUGGCUGCAGGAAAAUUGUCAACAUCCUCAUUCCAGAUAACUCAGUUGAAACUAUCUAUCGCUAUGCAUUUGCAGACUGUACAUCUCUUACUCACAUCAACAUCCUUAUUUGUGUUAAAACUAUUCAAACACAUGCAUUUUAUAACUGCAUUGGCCUCACAUGUGGCAUUAACAUUGAGAAUAAUACAGAAUCAUUCCUUGAACAUCUUUAUAAAGAUUGUCAUCUUAAUAGAGAUUGCAUCAAAGCAUGUAGCAUCAUUACAUGCAAAAAAUCCGAACACUACCGAUAUUUCAUAUCCUUCUUUGUAUUCACUCUUAGCAAAGGUAGUGAACUUGGUUUAUUUUAA